Annulohypoxylon maeteangense is the source of this 1326-nucleotide messenger RNA. RefSeq lists its product as uncharacterized. The coding region runs from base 287 to 1255 and encodes 322 amino acids. NCBI's taxonomy places the organism in Eukaryota, Fungi, Ascomycota, Sordariomycetes, Xylariales, Hypoxylaceae. The transcript is spliced from 3 exons. The record is from RefSeq and is a predicted model, not a curated record.
AAGGACUUUUUUUGUGCCGCGGGUCCUCUCCGACCACUCGACCAUUCGUCGUCCACUCGUCUACUCGUCCACUGUUCUUUCCAGACCCACCAGCAAAACUGUCUGCCGCCCUUUUCUCCUCCCCACCACCCACACUUUACUCCUCUUCAUCUUCUCUCGACUAUUUCGCUCUUCUGUUGUUUCUUCCUCUUCCCACGUUUUUCUAUCCUCGUCCUACCGUCGACUUCUUUCUCCCUUUUCCACCUAAUAAUCGUCGACCGGUAAUUCCCUUUAUUCCUCGGCCAAAAUGUCUAGACGUCCUGCACCAGCGAGCAACAACCUGCCUCCUCAAAACCGCCAGAAUGAGUAUUUCGUGCCAAGGGACGGUAUAGACCGCGAGGUCAUUACUGCCGACAUCUGUCGCUACCUUGGAAACGAUGCUCUCGUCCGACCUGGCACGUACGAGAACCCCCAAAGUGGUCAGAUCAUUCAGGGCUACUAUAUCAAUGCCUACCGAAAUUUAACAACAGCUAUGAUCGAAGACUUGAAAGCAGACUCGGCGCGAUGGGAUCAAGAAAGGCGGCAACAAUCGGCGAGCCGUAAUAACGCUGCCGGAGGUACUAUUGCCUCGAGAGACUCGAACGGCGUAUAUGUCAGACUCUCUAACUCCCCUAUAGUCCAGUACCGCAAUUCGGACACGCAUCAGUCCCGUCAAUAUUAUGGUCCGACUGAAGGCGGAUUCGCAUCGGCAGACCCAAGCCGCGAUCCGUACGGUGAUUCUACUCCCAGAUAUCCAGGAACUGGCUCUGCAGGAUACACGGGAGCCGCUGGCUCGUAUACUGCUCAGCCGUACCCUCAGGGUGGGUAUAGCACUCAGCAGGGGUAUACUACCCAGUCGCAAUUCCAAGCCCCAGGUGCAAGUGUGACUUACCCCUCUAUGCCUCCGUCAGGAUUUGGCCAGGCCGGCCAGGAACCUCCUUUCCAGCUAGUUGGAGCAGACUCGAGAGUGGCAACCAACCCACAAGCUAUGUACAAUGACCCGUACGCGGCCCAGAGAGAUCCUAGGGACCAGAGGACACCUAUUACCACAAUGCCACCUAGUAGGACUACUUACCCGACCUCAGGAGCACCCGCGCCGCAGGGCUAUCCCCCGUCGUCCGCAGCGCCUGGUAGCUAUUACCCUCCGAACCCAUCACCAUCAAACCCUGCCUAUGCGCCAACCGUUCAGCCUGGAGAUCCAUUUUAUGGACGCGGUGCGUACACCACAGGUCUUUAAUUAUUACCUCCCAAUUCCCUUUUUCUGAUUGUUUAGCGUCUCCAGCAGGCACAACGUCCUACGGUUCAGCA